AUGGCCUCUUCUUGUGUUUUGCGUGAAGACGACCCGGAGAAGAAAAAGACGACCCGGAGAAGAAAAAGACGACCCGGAGAAGAAAAAGACGACCCGGAGAAGAAAAAGACGACCCGGAGAAGAAAAAGACGACCCGGAGAAGAAAAAGACGACCCGGAGAAGAAAAAGACGACCCGGAGAAGAAAAAGACGACCCGGAGAAGAAAAAGACGACCCGGAGAAGAAGAAGAAAAAGACGACCCGGAGAAGAAGAAGAAAAAGACGACCCGGAGAAGAAGAAGAAAAAGACGACCCGGAGAAGAAGAAGAAAAAGACGACCCGGAGAAGAAGGAGAAAAAGACGACCCGGAGAAGAAGGAGAAAAAGACGACCCGGAGAAGAAGGAGAAAAAGACGACCCGGAGAAGAAGGAGAAAAAGACGACCCGGAGAAGAAGGAGAAAAAGACGACCCGGAGAAGAAGGAGAAAAAGACGACCCGGAGAAGAAGGAGAAAAAGACGACCCGGAGAAGAAGGAGAAAAAGACGACCCGGAGAAGAAGGAGAAAAAGAAGACCCGGAGAAGAAGGAGAAAAAGAAGACCCGGAGAAGAAGGAGAAAAAGAUGACCCGGAGAAGAAGAAGAAAAAGAUGACCCGGAGAAGAAGAAGAAAAAGAAGACCCGGAGAAGAAGAAGAAAAAGAUGACCCGGAGAAGAAGAAGAAAAAGAUGACCCGGAGAAGAAGAAGAAAAAGAUGA
Schistocerca cancellata (South American locust) is the source of this 732-nucleotide messenger RNA. RefSeq lists its product as uncharacterized. The record is from RefSeq and is a predicted model, not a curated record. The transcript has 2 exons. NCBI's taxonomy places the organism in Eukaryota, Metazoa, Arthropoda, Insecta, Orthoptera, Acrididae. The coding region runs from base 1 to 732 and encodes 243 amino acids.